AGUUGCAAGUGCAAAACUUAACAAUUUUUCUCGCCUGGAGCCCACGCUUCACCUUCUUGGUGUACAGUUUAAUGAGAAUGUAGCCCAAGACAUCAUGACAGGACAGCAUGGGGCUACAACAAAGCUUUUAUAUGAAUUGUAUAUUGCUUUAGAGAAAAAAAGGAAGGCAAAGCUCACUGAAGUAGCCAUGGAAGCAAUGAGACCUGCAGCAACUGCAAAGCUUAAGUCUAUUGGAAGUGUUUUGUAUCGAGAGCGUUUGAAAACUUUAACACCACGUCAGGCUGACUUGCAACUACAGCAGAUUUCGGAGCAUUUUGAAAUGAAAUCUAAGGCAAUAGAAAAUAAAACAGCUCGUAUAUAUAUUGCAGAACAACAGAAAGUUCAGAAGCUCCAAGAGGAACAAAGAGCCCAAGACAUUGAAAAGCAUCGCAUAGGAAGAAGGAGACAAAAUGAAAUAAUGGCCAGGAUUCAAGCAGCCAUUAUACAGAUUCCAAAGCCACCACCAAGCCACACCAUAAAAGCUAUUGAAGCCAAAAAAUUCUUAAAGAAGAAAAGAGAAGCAGAGGACACAUACAAGGAGAUUAAAAAGUUUGAGAACAAUAUACAAGAAUCAUUGCAAACACAGAAGCUGCAAGAAACAACUCUAGAAACUACAGCACAGAAGGCAACUGAGCUGUUAAAUAUUUAUUCAGAUGAUGAAUAUAUAAGGAAAAUUCAAAAACGUUUAGAGGAAGAUAAGUUUGCUAGAGAACAACGAGAAAAGAGACGACGAAAAAUGCUAAUGGAACAGUUAAUAGCACAUGAAGCUGAAGAG
Messenger RNA from Fulmarus glacialis (Northern fulmar), 814 nucleotides. It is a transcript of the gene SPEF2, whose product is annotated as sperm flagellar 2. Gene Ontology annotation, cellular component: sperm midpiece; manchette. The annotation marks the transcript as partial. The transcript is spliced from 5 exons. Gene Ontology annotation, biological process: sperm axoneme assembly. The record is from RefSeq and is a predicted model, not a curated record. Lineage: Eukaryota; Metazoa; Chordata; Aves; Procellariiformes; Procellariidae.